AUGGCUUCCUGCCGUGUGUAUGACCUCAGGGUGCUGGUGGCCAUUGUGUGUGGACUGCUGAUGGCCAUCGUUUUGGGACUGGGCAUCUGGAGGACUGUGAUUAAGAUCCAGACAGGAACAUCAACCCCCACAUUAAACACCGAAAUAUACCUCUGCAGUAAUGGUGGAACCUGGGAAAAUGGCAGAUGCAUUUGUCCAGAAAUGUGGAAAGGAUGGAGAUGUACAAUCCCUAAUGUCUGUAAUAACAGUACCAAGGAUGGUUUUACUUUUGACCAAAUUGCAGUGGGAAAAUAUGGUCCUUCCAAGCAAAAAUGUGGCGAGAACACUUUAAAUGCGGGCCGUGCAAUAGCUACCCGUCUGUGCAGUAUUUCUAUAUAUGGACAGAUAGUAUUAGGAAAUGUGACAGUAGGAAAUUGCAAUCAAAAUCUGGAGACCCUGGAAAAGCAGGUAGUCAAUGAUACAGCACAAUCUCUGGACAAUAUUUCUAGCGAAGCUCAGUUUUUAACACAUGAUAGUGAUAGCUUAACUGCUGAGAACAUCACUUCGGCUGCUAAAGUGGUCGGACAGAUCUUCAACGCAUCCAGAAAUGCUACAUCUGAGGCAAAACAAGUUGCUGUAACAACAGUGAGUCAACUUCUAGACGCUCCAGAAGAUGUUUUUGAAAAUGCUGCUGCAGUUGAUAAUGACGCUUUUGCAACGCUUAUUAAGGAAAUGGAGACUUAUUCCUUGUCUGUGGGUGAGAAGCCAGUGGUGAAACCUAAUGUAGCAUUACAGUCUGUUAAUUUGACUUCAUCAGGAACUACCCAUGUUCUCUUCUCUGUGAAGAAAGGAGCUAGUGAUUCUCUCAUUUCUGGUUCCACAACUGUGGACACAAAUGCGAACAACCUUAAUCCAGAGGCAGAGACUGAACUUCAAAUUUUUCUCAAUACCUCAAGAAACGUAAUGUGUGGCUUUGUAGUGUAUCAAAACAGCAAGUUUUUCCAAUCAAAAACUUUUAAAACUGAAUCAAAUUUUAGCCAAAAAAUUAUCUCAAGCAGUACUGAUGUCAAAGAUCAGAAAACAUCUGUUGAUAUUCUCUUUAAUCCAAGGUAUGACCACAAAAAUUUCCAAAUUUAUUCUUAUGCCUGUGUCUAUUGGAAUCUGGAAAAAAAGGAUUGGGACACAAAAGGUUGUCACAAACAGAAGGGCACUGAUGAAUUCUUCUACUGUUCCUGCAGCCAUACAACAAAUUUUGGUGUAUUAAUGAGUUUCAAAAAGAAUUAUAAAUAUCCUGAAUCACUAGACUACAUAUCCAAGAUUGGAUGUGCACUGUCCAUUACUGGUCUGGUCCUUACAAUUGUAUUUCAGAUUGUCACCAGGAACGUCAGAAAAACCUCAGUAACCUGGGUGUUCGUCAGCCUGUGCACAUCAAUGUUGAUUUUUAACCUCCUCUUCGUGUUUGGAAUUGAAAACUCCAAUAGCGUAAUAAAAAAUGAUAGUGACACCAAUAAGAUGGACUCUACUGAAAAUCAAAUACCCGCUCAAGAUACUGUUUUCAUCUCGAAUCCCACCUGCACUGUGGUGACUGCCUUGCUCCACUAUUUCCUGUUAGUGACAUUUACCUGGACCGGGAUCAGUGCCGCCCAGCUCUAUUUCCUGCUAAUUAGGACCUUGAAGCCUCUACCUCAACAUUUCAUUCUGUUCAUCUCUUUAAUUGGAUGGGGAGUCCCAGCUGUAGUGGUGGUUCUGACAAUAGGACUUAUUUUUUCUCAGAAUAAGGAUAGGCCACAUUGGGAGUUAAGCUACCGGCAAGAGGAAAUUUGCUGGCUGGCAAUUCAAGAAAAAAAUGCACUGGUAACUAGUCCAUUUUUGUGGUCAUUCAUCUUACCUGUGACUCUUAUCCUCAUCCACAAUAUUGUUGUAUAUAUUAUCAUCAUAGUCAAAGUGAUAUGGAAGAAUAAUAACAAUCUGACAAGCACAAAAAAGGUUUCAACACUAAAGAAGAUAAUUCGUAUGUUAUCAAUUGCAGUUGUGUUUGGAAUUACCUGGAUUCUGGCAUACCUUAUGCUAAUUGAUGAUAAUUACGCCAGACUUGUCUUCAACUACCUGUUCUGCCUUUUCAACACUACUCAGGGAUUGCAAAUUUUUAUCCUCUAUACUGUCAGAACAAAAAUCUUCCAGGAAGAAGCUUCCAAAGUGCUGAAGUCACUGUCGCUGUCCACUGGGAGAAUGAAGUCGAUGCCAUCAGCAGUCUCAGUGAGGCUGCGUGUGAGGAUGUAUGACAUGAUCAGAUCAUUUCCAUCCCUAAAUGAACACUUUAGACUGCUGGAGCCAUCUGUAAUUACAGAGGAAACUACACUCUCUGAAAGUGACCAAGCAAACCCAAGCAUCUAG
Molecule: messenger RNA, 2373 nt
Organism: Hyaena hyaena (striped hyena)
Lineage: Eukaryota; Metazoa; Chordata; Mammalia; Carnivora; Hyaenidae
Gene: ADGRG7
Product: adhesion G protein-coupled receptor G7
Exons: 16
Coding region: 1-2373 (790 amino acids)
Biological process (GO): G protein-coupled receptor signaling pathway; cell surface receptor signaling pathway
Cellular component (GO): membrane
Molecular function (GO): G protein-coupled receptor activity
Source: RefSeq, a predicted model, not a curated record